CACUCGCGACAGAACUAAUCUCGUGCUCGUCGGUUUGUUUGUUUGUUUGUUUGUCUGUGUAUAGUUUUAUGAAUCCUAGCUAAUUCUCCAAUCUACAACCGGGAACUAUGGCAAGUGAGACAGCAAUCAGAAAUUUUGCGCUGCUGUUGAUUGUUUUUUCUAGCCGGUAUCUGCUGUCGUCUGUUUGCCUCGCCUCCAGCGCAUCGGAGCGGGAGACGACGGCUCGCACCGUAAGUCACUUCAAAGUCGACGCUGCUGCUGAUAACAUGUCACUGGAAGAUUUCGAUCAGUAUCUCGGAAGUUACGUCGGUGACGACCGAAAGAUAGCACUAAUUCUCGAUUACGAUGGAACACUGGCGGAAAUAACGGCCCAUCCGAACCUGACUGCCAUGGCGCCGGAAAUGAGAGAAUCACUGCGUAACAUUGCCAACAGUGGGAAUGUGUUUGUAGCGGUUAUUUCGGGACGAGAUGUUGAUGGCGUGAAAGCAAAAAUAGGCAUCGAUAACAUCAUUUACUCGGGCAAUCACGGUUUGGAGGUGCUUUAUCCCAACGGCACGAGACACAAUCAAGGCAUCCCGAAAGAGGUGGCUGAUAACUUCGUCAAGAUGGUCGAUCAGCUGACAAAGGAGCUCGCACACAACGGAGCCUGGGUAGAGAACAAGAAGGUAUCGCUCACCUUCCACUACCGUCAGGUGGAUCCAAAAUUAGUUCCACAACUGGAAGCUGAUGCGAAACGAAUAAUUGAAUCGUACGGGUACCGGGCAAACAUGGCCCACGCUGCCGUGGAAGGGAAGCCACCGAUCACGUGGAAUAAGGGCUUAGCUGCCGAGUAUAUUCUCGCUUCGAGUUUCGACAAAAACUGGAAAAGCCGAAAAGUCGUCUUCGCUGGGGACGACACCACCGACGAGGAUGUGAUGAAGGCCAUUAAAGGCUGCGGUCGUUCCUUCCGCGUUACCACGAAGGCAAACGUCGAAACCAACGCGGACUACGUCAUUCCGUCGGUUCGGUCGGUUUAUCAUAUGCUCAAAUGGAUCGAGAAGAAAGUAACAGCGUGAUCAAAUGUGGUAAUUGACGAGUUCAAUUUCUAAACAAGCUUAAUUGAAAAAUAUGCUGUCGAACAGUGCUAUUUUUGUUUAUGAAUUUACGUCGCCAAAAUUGUUAAAAUCUUUAAAUAAACUAUGAAAGUGUUAGUGAAAAUAGAAAGGUGCCUGAAUGUGUUCUCGCCUCCCGUGUAUCCGCCUUAUUU
Sabethes cyaneus is the source of this 1246-nucleotide messenger RNA. RefSeq lists its product as uncharacterized. Lineage: Eukaryota; Metazoa; Arthropoda; Insecta; Diptera; Culicidae. Gene Ontology annotation, biological process: trehalose biosynthetic process. The coding region runs from base 108 to 1055 and encodes 315 amino acids. The record is from RefSeq and is a predicted model, not a curated record. Gene Ontology annotation, molecular function: trehalose-phosphatase activity. The transcript has 3 exons.